Molecule: messenger RNA, 3552 nt
Organism: Rosa rugosa (rugosa rose)
Lineage: Eukaryota; Viridiplantae; Streptophyta; Magnoliopsida; Rosales; Rosaceae
Product: histone-lysine N-methyltransferase ATX5
Exons: 23
Coding region: 59-3301 (1080 amino acids)
Biological process (GO): regulation of transcription by RNA polymerase II
Molecular function (GO): protein binding
Source: RefSeq, a predicted model, not a curated record
GUGGGUAUUAUGCGGGAGUGAGAUUGCUGAGGUGGGUGUGAAUUUGUUUCUGAGGAGGAUGAUAAUCAAGAAGAAUUUGAAAUCGCAAAUGCCGAGUCUGAAACGGUGCAAAUUCGGUGAUUCGGAGGAGGACGAGAGCUCGGGGAGGAAGAAGAGGAGGACUAAUGGGUACUACCCGCUCAAUUUGCUCGGCGAGGUGGCGGCGGGGAUUAUUCCGGUGAGCUUCAGGGGCUUGCUUGGGUCGGUUGCUGCGGCGGAGAAGGGAGGAGGGUUUUCGUGGUGCACUGAAGUGUCGUGCUCGCCGCCUCCGGAGGAGGAGGCGGAGUCGAAAUCAAAGGUAUGCAAAUCCGCAAAAGGAAAGGCUGAGGUUUCGCGGCCGCCGCUGGUGAGGACGUCGAGGGGACGUGUUCAGGUACUGCCUUCUCGGUUUAAUGACUCGGUUAUUGAGAAUUGGAAGAAAGAGAGUAAGACUAUUUUGCGUGGUGAUAGUAAUGUUGAAGAUGAGAAGCCUAGCUUGAAACCCCAGAAAAAUGGAAAGAAGCUAGGGAAUAAUGUGUAUGGCUCGAAGAAGUAUUCGGGUUUGUGUGAGGAAGAAGAGGAGGAGGAGGAAGAAGAGGAGGAAGAUGAAGAUGGGUAUGUGCCGUUUAAGAGUUAUAACAUGAGGAAGUAUAACUCCAGCUCACGUAGCACACUCACUUCAGUGCAUGAGCAUUUGGUUGAAGAUGACAAGUGUGCGGUUGUGGAGAUUAUUGAAGAAGAAGAAGAAGAAGAUGAUUUAGAGGGUGCAGUGAGGAUUUCAAAUCAGAGGACAGAUGGGUUGUAUGGACCGGAGGACUUUUAUUCCGGUGAUAUAGUGUGGGCAAAGCCAGGGAAAAAGGAGCCCUUUUGGCCUGCCAUUGUUAUUGAUCCAAUGACACAAGCGCCGGAGCUGGUUUUGAGGGCUUGCAUACCUGAUGCAGCUUGUGUCAUGUUUUUCGGUUACUCUGGGAAUGAGAACCAAAGGGAUUAUGCCUGGGUUAAAAGGGGAUCACUUUUUCCAUUUAUGGAUUAUAUAGACAGGUUUCAAGAGCAGACUGAACUGGGCAACUGCAAGCCCUGUGAUUUCCAGAUGGCAACUGAGGAGGCAUUUUUGGUGGAUCAAGGGUUUACCGAGAAGUUGAUAGCAGAUAUAAACAUGGCAGCUGGGAACCCAGUGUAUGAUGAAUCCGUACUUAGAGGAGUUCAAGAGGCUACUGGUUCAAAUCAUGAUCUCGACUAUCAGUUUGUGGACCAGGACAUCUAUCGGAAGAAGAAAGAUGCAAGAGUCUGUGAAGGCUGUGGCUCGGAUCUUAGAAUGCCAAAGAAAAUGAAGGUUUCAACUUCUGGAGGGCAAUUCCUUUGUAAAUCAUGUGCUAAGUUAACAAAACAUGUUUGUGGCAUAUGCAAGAAGUGGAAUCAGCCUGACAGUGGAAGUUGGGUCCGGUGUGAUGGUUGCAGAGUAUGGGUGCAUGCAGAAUGUGAUAGAAUUAACACCAAUUAUUAUAAGAAUUUGGGGGGCACUGAUUAUUUCUGCCCUCCUUGCAAAGUAAAGUUUAACUUUGAAUUGUCAGAUUCUGAAAAGGAGCAACCAAAAGUCAAGUGUAGAUCUACUAAAAAUGAGGCACAACUGGUGCUGCCUAACAAGGUUACUGUUCUCUGUAACGGUGUGGAAGGCAUAUAUUUUCCAAGUCUUCACUCUGUUGUGUGCAAGUGUGGGUACUGUGGGACAGAAAAGCAAGCGCUUAGUGAAUGGGAGCGACACACAGGUUCCAAGUCCAGAAAUUGGAGGACUAGUGUCAGAGUUAAAGGCUCCUUAUUGGCACUGGAACAAUGGAUGCUGCAGUUAGCAGAGUUUCAUGAAAAUGCUCUUGUGUCUGUUAAACCACCUAAACGACCUUCUAUUAAAGAACGGAAGCAAAAAUUGCUCACUUUUUUGCAAGAAAAGUAUGAACCCGUUUAUGCGAAGUGGACAACAGAGCGAUGUGCUGUAUGUAGAUGGGUUGAAGACUGGGACUACAACAAAAUCAUCAUAUGCAACAGAUGUCAAAUAGCUGUUCAUCAAGAAUGCUAUGGAGCAAGACAUGUCCGGGAUUUCACUUCAUGGGUUUGCAAAGCAUGUGAAACUCCUGAAGUCAAGAGAGAAUGUUGCCUCUGUCCUGUUAAAGGAGGUGCUUUAAAGCCAACUGAUAUUGAGACAUUGUGGGUUCAUAUUACAUGCGCUUGGUUCAGACCUGAAGUGUCGUUUGCAAGUGAUGAGAAGAUGGAGCCUGCUCUUGGUAUCUUGAGUAUUCCAUCAAAUUCUUUUGUCAAGAUUUGUGUAAUCUGUAAGCAAAUUCAUGGUUCAUGCACACAAUGUAGCAGGUGCUCCACUUAUUACCAUGCAAUGUGUGCAUCCAGGGCAGGGUACCGCAUGGAGUUGCACUCUUUAGAGAAAAAUGGGAAACAGAUUACAAAAAUGGUUUCCUAUUGCGCUUAUCACAGGGCUCCAAAUCCAGAUACGGUCUUAAUUAUACAGACUCCUCUAGGAGUGUUUUCAGCCAAAAGCCUUCUCCAAAGUAAGAAGAGGCCUGGUUCAAGGCUAAUUUCAUCUAAUAGAAUAAAGUUGGAAGAGGUUCCAACUGUUGAAACGACUGAACCUGAGCCAGUAUCUUCUGCAAGGUGCCGAAUAUUUAAAAGAUUGAAAGAUAGUAGGAAGAGAACAGAAGAAGAAGCUGUUGCCCACCAAGUGAUGGGACAUUCCCAUCAUCCCUUGGAAGCAAUUCGAAGUUUGAACAAAUUCAGAGUAGUAGAGGAACCUCUAACUUUUUCAUCUUUUAGAGAACGGCUUUACCAUUUACAGAGAACCGAAAAAGAUCGUGUUUGCUUUGGCAGAUCCGGGAUACAUGGAUGGGGUCUCUUUGCACGUAGAAACAUUCAAGAAGGAGAAAUGGUCCUUGAAUACCGUGGUGAACAGGUGAGGCGUAGUAUUGCAGAUUUGAGGGAGGCACGAUAUAGAUCUGAAGGCAAAGACUGUUACCUUUUUAAGAUUAGCGAAGAAGUGGUAGUAGAUGCCACCGAUAAAGGAAAUAUAGCACGGCUGAUCAAUCAUUCGUGCAUGCCCAAUUGUUAUGCGAGGAUCAUGAGUGUUGGUGAUGAGGAAAGCCGGAUUGUACUUAUUGCAAAGACUAAUGUAUCUGCGGGUGACGAGCUAACGUAUGAUUACUUGUUUGAUCCAAAUGAGCCUGAUGAAUUCAAAGUUCCUUGUCUAUGUAAAGCUCCCAACUGCCGGAAAUUCAUGAAUUAGAGGAAGGACGAUGAUGAUAUAGAUGCACUUUUCUUGCACUUGCACAGCCAUUGUUUCUCCGCGAAGAACAAACACUAACCCAUUCCCCUACCCUGCGGGAUCUCACAGUUCAUAUACCGAAUUUGUAUUUUUUCCAAGAAAAAGAAAAAAAAGGAAGAAAAGUAGUACUGUUUUGCUUUCUGUUUAUAUAUUUUUGUGCGGACAAACUUCUAAGCUUAAUAAAAGCUAUAGUUUUGCCGGCUUUUUGGUUU